UUCCGCGCCGCCCGUUCCCUCACACAAAGCCCAGACGCGGAGAAAAUGGCGGCGGGGGUCGAAGCGGCGACCGAGGUGGCGGCGACGGAGCCCAAGAUGGAGGAGGAGAGCGGCGCGCCCGGCGUGCCGAGCGGCAACGGGGCUCCGGGCCCCAAGGGUGAAGGGGAGCGGCCCGCCCCCACGGAGAAGCGGAAAGAGAAGAACCUGAAGCGGGGCGCCAAUCGCUUCGAGCCCUACGCCAACCCCAGCAAGAGGUACCGGGCCUUCAUCACCAACAUCCCCUUCGACGUCAAGUGGCAGUCCCUCAAGGACCUGGUCAAAGAAAAAGUUGGUGAGGUAACAUACGUGGAGCUCUUAAUGGACGCUGAAGGAAAGUCAAGGGGCUGUGCCGUCGUGGAAUUCAAAAUGGAAGAGAGCAUGAAAAAGGCCGCUGAGGUCCUGAACAAGCACAGUCUGAGCGGACGGCCGCUGAAAGUCAAAGAAGACCCUGACGGGGAACACGCCCGGAGAGCCAUGCAAAAGGUGAUGACGCCGGCCGGUGGGAUGGGGAUGGGACCCGGUGGCCCAGGAAUGCUCAGUGUGCCACCCAGUAUCCUCCACAACCCCAACAUCCCAAAUGAGAUUAUCCAUGCAUUACAGGCCGGAAGACUCGGAAGCACAGUGUUUGUAGCCAACCUGGAUUAUAAGGUCGGCUGGAAGAAAUUAAAGGAAGUCUUUAGCAUGGCCGGCGUGGUGGUCCGAGCCGACAUUCUCGAGGACAAAGAUGGGAAGAGCCGCGGCAUUGGCACUGUGACUUUUGAACAGUCCAUCGAAGCUGUGCAGGCCAUCUCUAUGUUUAAUGGCCAGCUGCUCUUUGAUCGACCCAUGCACGUGAAAAUGGACGAGCGGGCCCUGCCCAAGGGCGAUUUCUUCCCUCCAGAGCGACCCCAGCAGCUGCCCCACGGACUUGGUGGUAUUGGCAUGGGGCUGGGCCCGGGAGGGCAGCCCAUCGAUGCCAAUCAUCUGAGCAAAGGCAUUGGAAUGGGGAACAUCGGCCCUGCAGGAAUGGCAGUGGAAAGCCUAGGAUUUGGAAUAAAUAAAAUGGGAGGCAUGGAGGGGCCCUUUGGCGGCGCCAUGGAAAACAUGGGUCGAUUUGGAUCUGGGAUAAACAUGGGUAGGAUAAACGAAAUUCUAAGUAACGCACUGAAGAGAGGAGAGAUCAUUGCCAAGCAGGGAGGAGGCGGCGGAGGCGGCAUGCCGGGCAUGGAGCGCAUGGGCCCGGGCCUCGAGCGGCUGGGCGGCGCAGGCAUGGAGCGCGUGGGCUCGGAGAUGGAGCGCAUGGGCCUGGUGAUGGAGCGCAUGGGCUCCGUGGACCGCAUGGGCGCCGGCCUGGAGCGCAUGGGCCCGCUGGGCCUUGACCACAUGGCGUCCAGCCUGGAGCGCAUGGGCCAGACCAUGGAACGCAUGGGCGCGGGCGUGGAGCGCAUGGGCGGCGCCGCCGGCAUGGGCUUCGGCCUGGAGCGCGUGGGCCAGAGCCUGGAGCGUGUGGGCCCCGGCGUGGAACGCAUGGGCCCCGCCAUGGAGCGCAUGGGCCUGAGCAUGGAGCGCAUGGUGCCUGCGGGCAUGGGCGCCGGCCUGGAGCGCAUGGGCCCUGUGAUGGAGCGCAUGGGCGCCGCCGGCCUGGAGCGCAUGGGCGCCGCGGGUCUGGAGCGCAUGGGCCUGGAGCGCAUGGGCCCCGUGAUGGAGCGCAUGGCCGGCGGCCUGGAGCGCAUGGGCGCCAACAGCCUGGAGCGCAUGGGCCCUGCACUGGGCCCAGCCCUGGGCGCCGGCAUCGAGCGCAUGGGCCUGGCCAUGGGGGGCGGCGGUGCCGGCUUCGACCGCGCCCUGGAGAUGGAGCGGGGCAACUUCGGAGGCGGCUUCGCGGGUUCUUUCGGGGGCGCCGGCGGCCACGCGCCCGGGGUGGCCAGGAAGGCCUGUCAGAUCUUCGUGAGAAACCUCCCGUUCGACUUCACGUGGAAGAUGCUGAAAGACAAAUUCAACGAAUGUGGCCACGUGCUGUACGCGGACAUCAAGAUGGAGAACGGGAAGUCCAAGGGUUGCGGGGUGGUCAAGUUCGAGUCCCCCGAGGUGGCGGAGCGGGCCUGCCGCAUGAUGAACGGGCUGAAGCUGAGCGGCCGGGAGAUCGACGUGCGGAUCGACAGAAACGCCUAGACGCAGCCUCCGGAGACCGCGCCGCCUCGGGAUUUCUUGAUGAUGAUGAUGAUGAUGAUGAUUUUUGUUCUCUUCCCUUUUUUGCUCUCUCCCUCUCUCCUUUUCUUGUUGAAGGCCCCUUUGACUUUGUUGGCUGGAUGUAUAAAGAUUUUUUUAAAAAAAACUUUUCUUUUUUUUGGGGGGGACAGGGUUGGGGGGGUUGUCCGUUGAAUGAUUUUAUUAUUAUUAUUAUUAUUGGUUUUUUUUUAAUGACUCGGGGGUUCCAUUUGACCGUUUGCAUUUGGGAUUACAAUGUAUACCUUUUUUUUUUUUUGUAGUUGUGGCAUCUUGUCGAUACUGACUGUGACUUUGAUAAUAAAUACCAGUUCCUGAAAAAAGGAA
Erinaceus europaeus (western European hedgehog) is the source of this 2571-nucleotide messenger RNA. It is a transcript of the gene HNRNPM, whose product is annotated as heterogeneous nuclear ribonucleoprotein M. Gene Ontology annotation, molecular function: mRNA binding. Lineage: Eukaryota; Metazoa; Chordata; Mammalia; Eulipotyphla; Erinaceidae. Gene Ontology annotation, biological process: alternative mRNA splicing, via spliceosome; regulation of mRNA stability involved in response to oxidative stress. Gene Ontology annotation, cellular component: nucleus; post-mRNA release spliceosomal complex; cytoplasm. The transcript has 16 exons. The record is from RefSeq and is a predicted model, not a curated record. Bases 46 to 2190 code for a protein of 714 amino acids.